Penicillium manginii is the source of this 2535-nucleotide messenger RNA. Its product is annotated as putative dynamin GTPase. The record is from RefSeq and is a predicted model, not a curated record. Lineage: Eukaryota; Fungi; Ascomycota; Eurotiomycetes; Eurotiales; Aspergillaceae. The coding region runs from base 1 to 2535 and encodes 844 amino acids. Gene Ontology annotation, molecular function: microtubule binding; GTPase activity; GTP binding. The transcript has 2 exons. Gene Ontology annotation, cellular component: cytoplasm; microtubule; membrane.
AUGAUAGACAUUACAACCCCAAGCUACAUUGUUCCCGUUACGGCCCCCUCUCAGCCGAGUGGAUCUGCCACGCUCGAUGCCCUCACUUUCGACAUGAAAGGUCUGAUCAAGAAGAUUCAAGACCUUCGAAACUUGGGUAUUGAAGAUAGCAACAUCGCCUUGCCUAAAAUCUGCGUCGUCGGUGAUCAGAGUACUGGAAAGAGCUCGUUGAUUGAAGCCAUUUCGGAAAUCAAAGUUCCUCGAAGUGAAGGUACAUGCACACGAUGCCCACUUGAGAUCAACCUUGCGCAAAGUGAUGUCGAACAGUCGUGGCACUGCAUAGUUUCUCUGUCGCGGCCAUAUCACUGGGAGCCCAACGAGGCCCGUCGACAGAGCUACAAGAAGACUGAAGUCAUUGGUCGCUGGGUAUGCUGGGGGUCUGGGUCUCCAGACAAUGAGCAUUUCUGUGUGCUGACGGACAGAUCCGAAAUCGCCGAGGCGAUUAAAUGGGCGCAAACAGCAAUCCUCAAUCCCGACGUGGAUUCGCAGACCUUUGUCCCUGGGAAGAAUGCCGUCGCCAUGCAUGACCGCUCACAUGGACUCGUGAAGAACACGGAGGAGUUUUCUCCAAACAUUGUUCGGCUGAACAUUUCCGGCCCUGAUCUUCCAACUCUUUCUUUCUAUGAUCUACCCGGCGUUAUUCGGCAGGCGAAGAAUGCACAGGAGAAUUAUCUCGUGCGAUUGAUUGAAGAUCUUGUGAAGAAACAUGCUGCCGACCAAGACUGCAUUGUCCUAUUGACUCGUUCGAUGACUGGCGAUGCCGAAGUAUCAAGUGCAGGUGGCAUUAUCCAAAAGAUCAAAGGCGCCGAAGCACGCACCAUAGGCGUUCUAACCAAGCCCGAUCGUCUGGCAUUCUUCGAUCGCGGGUCCAAUGGCGUCCCUGAGCAUGUUGCAAUUCGCGAAUUUUCUUCCUUCAAUCAGUGGAUCGAAAUUCUGGAAGGGAAGAGCUUCGCCUUGGGACACGGAUACUACGUGGUGAAGAAUAACCCUGACCCCGAUGUGAGCCACGCCCAGGCCCGCCAGGAAGAGACAUUGUUCUUUUCGAACCAAAUCUGGAGCAUCGCCCCCAUGAAUCAUUUUCGGAGUCGUCUCGGUGUGAAAAACCUCCAAAAUGCCUUGUCAAAUGUCUUGAUGGACCAGAUCCAAAGAUCGCUGCCAUCCAUCAUCAAAAAGGUCAAUGAAAAGGCCAAGUGUAUCGACGACAAGCUGAAGGACCUCCCCGAAACCCCACGUGAGGAUGCGCAGCGACUUGUGACCGAAAUGCUCACAAUCCUAUACCAGAAGCUCCGGUGCUUGUUGACUGGCAGCGACGCUCCUUUUUCCGAGCAGGAAUUCGCCCACCUCACGCGGGAUUUCAAGACUGCCUUGUCCGUGAGCAUGCCCGCCAUGACCAUCCAGUCGAGGAUCGAUGAUUUUGAUAUCAUCAAACGAGAACCGGAUGUGCAAAUUCCGGUCACGCCAUCCAAGCGUAAAGCUUUUAGCCAGGAUGAAACCUCUCCGCCGACAAGUGCGGCAAAGCCAGGCUUGAAGCCCCCGCCAGAGUACACCUUUCCGGAGUUCGAAACCUGGAAUCGUGCAGCUGAUCGCUAUUCGCUUUCAAGACUACGAGACCUCCGAGGAAAGUUCCAGCGUGCCGGGGCUCCUAAUCAAACUGACCCUCGAGCCGUGGAUGCCCUCAACAAGAUGAGCGCCCAGCAUUGGGAUAAGCCUCUCGGAAUAUUUGUCAGUUCGGUCCACCAAAUGGCAAAACGCGUGCUCCUGGAGACGCUGGAACAUGUCAUGGGUCCAUACCGCCAAACUGAGCUUUUCCGAGAGCUCAGUCGUAUCAUUGAGGCGUUUCUGAACCGGCUUAAGAAGGAAUACUACGCGAAUUGCAUGGACAGGUACAACGCCGAGAUCGGGAAGCCAUUUACUCUGGCUGAGGAUCUCCACAAGCGCAAAAUGGAAGAGUCGCUGAGGAUCCUGACCGAUCGCCGCAGUGAUUUCCGUCUCAGGCAGAAUUUGAAGGAAAAUGGCGAAAAUAUUCCCAGUGACGAAAAGAAAUGGAAGAGCCUGAAGGAGAAGUCCGAGCUUGGCCCAGAUGAAUACUGGCCUGAAAUCGAGAUGAUGGCAGUAAGUACUGUGUUUCCCUUUCUUGAUAUCAUGAUACUAAUUCUCCAACCGAACUCUCGAGCUUAUUACUCGAUCGCUAGCCUCCGCUUCGCGGAUGUCGUUUGCCAGAGCGCUUACAUGAAGGUGUUUUGGAAAUGUCAGGAGGAGCUUGUGACCGUUUUGCGUCGUGAAAUCGACGCCAAUUCUCGUGAGCGUUGCAUCCUGCUUCUCUCUGAAGAUCCCGAAAGAGAGAAACUUCGACUCAGGCUGGAGAAAGAUCAACACAAGUUUGCGCAAGCCCAGCAGUCGCUUAGAGAGUAUGAACGAACAGAGGAAAUCUCAGAAGAUGAGACUAUGACGGACUCUCCCGAUCCUCUCAUGGUUCCCGGGUGGGAGGAGAUGUGA